AUGGCCACGCUGGUCUCCUUUACUCUUUUCCCCCUGGCGCUGCUCCUCUUCGCCAGCGGAUUCUUCCCGUACAAGCCAUUCAUCCCAGGUCUGGCAACCUUUGAAGAAGUUGAAAAUGGCAGUCGACCGUCACCUAUCUUUGACCGGGUCAUCUUCAUGGUGGUGGAUGCAUUGCGAAGUGAUUUCGUGUAUGGGAACCAUUCCGGGUUCCAAUUCACCCAAGGGUUGAUCAAGUCUGGCGCAGCAGUACCAUUUACUGCCCAUGCAAGCUCGCCGACUAUCACCAUGCCACGGGUCAAGGCAAUUACAACAGGAUCUGUCCCGUCGUUUGUUGAUGUGAUCCUUAACUUUGCAGAGUCAGAUACCACGUCGACUCUUGCUCACCAGGAUACCUGGCUGGCCCAGCUGAAAGCCAAACCCGGUGGGCGGCUUGUCAUGUACGGCGACGACACAUGGCUGAAGCUGUUCCCUGACAUAUUCUACAGGCAUGACGGGACUACCAGCUUUUUUGUUUCCGAUUUUACUGAAGUCGACAACAAUGUGACUCGGCAUAUACCUGAGGAAAUGGGCAACGCUGAUUGGAAUGCCAUGAUAAUGCACUAUCUCGGCCUUGACCAUAUUGGUCACAAAGCUGGCCCAAGAAGUCCUCAUAUGAUACCCAAGCAGAAAGAGAUGGAUUCCAUAGUCAAACAGAUAUACAGUUCCAUGGAAAAGGAGCCUCAUCUAUCGUCCGCACUCCUUGUUCUAUGUGGUGACCACGGUAUGAAUGAUGGUGGUAAUCAUGGUGGUGCAUCGGCUGGAGAGACCUCCCCUGCUCUUACAUUCAUAUCCCCGAAAUUUCAAGGCAUGGGGCUUGAAAGGGCACCUCUAAAGUCUUCUUCAGGGGAGUUCGAUUACUACGAUACUAUAGAUCAAUCAGACAUAGCUCCUACUUUGGGCGGCCUGCUCGGUUUUCCGAUCCCCCUGAACAACCUAGGAGUAUUUAUUCCGCAAUUCCUCCCAUUAUGGAAAAAAGAUCGGGAACGGCUACAACUUCUCCAGGAAAAUGCCAAACAAAUGAUAAACAUUGUCAAGCAAACAUAUCCAAGUUACAAAUUCGACUCUACUACCCAGUUGAGCUCUUGUGACGGCGGUUCAAACUCUGAGAUAGCAGACCUGGAAUGCAAAUGGCACAAGGCGCAGCAGAUGAUCUCUCAGACUACUGACGAUACCAAUGUCUCCCCAGCCAUAGAGUCAUCACUUAUAGCCUUUUUACGAACCGCACAAACCAUAAUGUCCAGCACAGCGAGCAAUUAUAACCUAGCAAGACUAUACCAGGGCAUUGCAUUCUCGGGGAUUUCCUUCCUGCUUUCUCUCUAUGCAUGCGUGCAAAAGGGCCGUAAUGGAACUGCAGCUGUGGGGUACAUAUUCCUAGUCCUAUCUGGGUACGGAGCCCUGAUGUUUGCAAGUAGCUAUGUUGAGGAAGAGCAGCACUUCUGGUACUGGAUGACUUCUGGUUGGAUUUUCUAUCUCUACUGGAAAUCUUCCAAUAGACAAGAGCGCAAGUCAGCGUAUGCCAGUGCAUUUAUCCUUGCUGCUUUGACAAGAGUUAUGAGACGCUGGAACCAGACUGGCCAAAAGUUUGCCGGAGAACCAGACAUUGCCAACACCUUCUUUAGGGAACAUCCUAAUGUGUUGUGGCUGCUGAUUCUUUUCACAUAUACUGACCUAUAUCAAAGAUUGCUGCCAAACACAUCCAUAGCGGAUCCGACGAGCAAGCUGUUAUCGCUACUCUAUCUUCCCUUAACCAGUUUCUCGUUCAUAUUCAAGGUGGUCUUUACAGACGCUGACGCACCGGAACUUAUACGGAAUACCCCUUUUCUCCCUUUCUUGAUCAAGGGUGUUCGAGGACUGUCCCUUGUUUUCCAAGCGCGGGUUGUUCUUAUUGGAGUCUUGGUAUGUUCGAUGUAUACGAUGUAUUUGAGAGCCACUAGGAAUGGGAAUCGAACCGGCGCAAGAAGAGAUGUUCGAGGAACCUUUCAUUCCCUGCUCAGUCUAUUGCUCAUCACUCAGUCUCGAGCCACCAAUAUACCACUGUUCGCCUUCUUCCGGAUCCAGCAACAAGUCCUCAGCUCCAUGUCGCUGUCUACCACAGAAAUCACGGUCACAUCCCUCCUGUUCCAGUACGCGAGCUUUUUUGCUCUCGGUGGCUCAAAUGCCAUCUCCUCAGUCGAUUUGUCCAAUGCAUAUAACGGCGUGAGCGGGUAUAACGUUGGUGUAGUAGGUAUACUGACAUUUAUCAGCAACUGGGCUGGGCCGAUCUGGUGGGUAUCUGCCACUCACCACCUGCUGAGCAUUACUCGCUCAGCUCGCCGGAACCAGUCAAAUAAACAUAUCCAGCUUUUGACCUUGUUCGUUGCCACGAGCCUUUUAGCUGUCAUGGUAGCUUGCACUGCUCUUCGAACACAUCUAUUUAUAUGGACUGUGUUUUCACCGAAGUUUCUUUACAGCAUGGCAUGGACGCUGGCUCAACAUAUCAUCAUUAAUAUUUUAUUCGGAGAGUAUAUGUUGCGAUGGUUAUACAAUUAG
Molecule: messenger RNA, 2568 nt
Organism: Nannizzia gypsea CBS 118893
Lineage: Eukaryota; Fungi; Ascomycota; Eurotiomycetes; Onygenales; Arthrodermataceae
Product: GPI ethanolamine phosphate transferase 2
Exons: 8
Coding region: 1-2568 (855 amino acids)
Biological process (GO): GPI anchor biosynthetic process
Cellular component (GO): endoplasmic reticulum membrane
Source: RefSeq, a predicted model, not a curated record